Messenger RNA from Trichoderma aggressivum f. europaeum, 2595 nucleotides. RefSeq lists its product as uncharacterized. The transcript has 2 exons. The coding region runs from base 1 to 2595 and encodes 864 amino acids. NCBI's taxonomy places the organism in Eukaryota, Fungi, Ascomycota, Sordariomycetes, Hypocreales, Hypocreaceae. The record is from RefSeq and is a predicted model, not a curated record.
AUGUCCGACUCAUACGGCUCUCAGCACGCCAAUACCGAGUUCCUAGACACAUGGCACCCUGAAAUCACAGACACGGUCAACUUGGACGGCCAAGAUUUCGUGCCAAUCUCUUUCUCGGAGCAAGUAUAUGCCGAAUCACAGUCAGGAAUGAAUCCCGAAACGCUGGAUUUCCUGACUGCUACAGAUCCCUUUAACCCCGAUGCGGCAAUGACACAGGAACACACCCUCAAUAUUGAUCUUUCCCUUGACUGGAUGGCACCGGGUCCAUCCAGCAAUCCAUUCCCACAUAUCGGGAUUCCGGAGAAUAACGCCUCCCCUUCACAGAAUAGCAACCAGCUAUUGGUACCAUUCGGCCAGCAACCCCCAGUAUACAAUUUCUCAGAUUCUCACUUUGACCAAUACCCAGAACAAAGCCUUCAGGAUAACCCACUGUCCUCAUAUCCGUCCCCCAACUUUGCCACUCGCACCAUCUCUCCGCCAUAUGGCCGCCAGGUUCUUCAACAGCCUAGGCAACUUCUGCGUUCGGCCGCCGAAACCCCUUACAGCAACAACGUUUUUGGCUUCGAUCCAAGCCCACAAAUUACAUCUAAUUAUAACACUCACAAAACCCCCGCCAGCACAAAAGAAACGAAUCCAUCUUCCCUUUGUAGCCGAAAGAUUAGCCUCAACAGAGCCGCAAAGAAAAGAGGUGAUCCGAGCUGCGACCCAUCUCUUUGUUAUGCAUCGGAUCCCGCCAAAAUCACCCCAUGGGGCAGUCUGUCUUGGAACGGACAGCACUUGUUCAGCUACACCCCAAAGGGACAGUGGUUGCGUGACCGUUGCUUCACCAAACAGCAGUUUCGAGAGUACGCAGACAACUGUGGAAAGGACACCGUCUUUUGGGUCCAGCAAGCCCCCACGCAGUGCAAUCAUCGACUGGAGCCCGAGGACAGGAUCUGUCGCUGGGCGAACUGCCCCGUCGCCAACAGAACCAUCACGGCGGGAUGGCUUCGUGUAGCCUUCGACGAAUUCCCUCACCUGACUUCCAGUGGAGUCCGGGAUCCAUUGAAGUGCGCUGGCUCGCUCCAUCUAUAUUGCUUUGAGCAGAUUUUCAACCCUUUGGAGUUUCAUCUAUCUGGCCGUCUGCGCCCCGAAGACAGACAGUUUCCUUUCGAGGAUAAGAGCGUGGUGACGCUGGAAAAGCUGACUGAUGCGGGCAUCAUAAGGGAGGCUUACCAGCCCUGGUUUGAGCAGAGAAUGUUCAGCCCCUAUCAGCAGCCACGAGAAUAUCGCGACUCUCUGUCUUAUCGGCUGACCAAGUAUCAUCUAGACAACCAGACGGCAGCCCGGCAAAAGGCACGAUCGAAACGAAACGUUACCAAGACUGAGGGCGAGCGCAGGACCAUUGAUGUCCACAUGGGCGAUCUGAAAAUGUUUGUUGAAGCCACGAAUAGAGUCAGGAGGACGAAGAAGGUCAGAAAACUUGAAAGGGCCAACACCGAAGACGCCGAUGGCUUGAGCAAUUCUUCUUUACAACAAUGGGUACUUACUAGCACACGCCCAACGAUGAACGCAACACAAAGCGGCAUUGUGGACUGGGUUCCAGAGCUAAAUCGAGGGGAAUCGCUCUCGCGCGAAUCAUAUCAACCAAGGGGAAGCUCUUUAGCUGAUGGAAAUGUGCAAGAGGUUUCAGGUCAUAGAAUGGGACGGAUCUCCGCACGGCAGACGCAGUCAUACCUAUCACGCUUUUCUUCCCCUGAUAGCCAGAAUCAGGAUUCUAAUACAUAUCAGUUCAAUCCUGAAUUCAACCCAAGCAUGAACAGCAGGCAGCCGCCGAGCUAUUUUGAUCCCCUGAGUACAAGGCCGUCAACUAUUCGACCCUCGAUCACCGCAGCGGGCACAUUCCCCAACUACCCUCAGAAUAGUCACAUGGACGUGUCUAAUCACAACUACUCUCAGAGUGGUAUGCGACAAAGGCUCAACAGGGCAACCCAAACGCACCCUCGCUCGGGCCUUGGGCCGAUCAUAACGCAGUUUCAACAACAUCACGCAUAUUCUGUGAACCGCUCAAUAAAGCGUGACGCCUUUACUCAGACAAAAAGAGGAACCCUGCAGUUGCCUGUAGGCGGCAGCAAUAUGGGCUUCUUUGACUCACACCGAGGGAGUAUCCUGACUCGCGGGGAGGUAGAUUUUGAUCUUCUCAUUGACCCUAGGAUAUCCGAGGUUGAGCUGGAGAGUAGCCAACACCAGAAAGAAGCUGGAAGCGAGGCGAAUGGUGCAUUUACGGCCCACGCACUAACGGGCACAGAUGCAUCUCAGCCUCUAGGACUCAUGGACGGUGCCGUGAGCCCGCGGGUCACAGCUACAUCACCAUCUUGGGAUAGCCUCCUGGAUUUUGGCGGUGCUAAUGGUGCUGGUCUUUCUCCUCUGGGCAGAUUCUUUACAAUCACCAAUCCCAUUGGUGGUGAGAGAGCCACAGCUCUUACUGGCGUCAGUGUACAGCAUGUAAGCAGUCCCGGAGUGGCCCGCUUUAAGCGGAAGAAUCUCAGCCCCAGCUCGAGCACGCAAAGCAGGCAAGGCAACAAAAGACGGCGCACGGAUACCUCACAAUUGUAG